CAGAGCAGCUCAGUGCCUCCCGCCUGCAGCAGCUCAGAACUCUGGAACCACUUGCUGCAGCAGCUCAAGGCCUGCGAUGGCAAAGAUGGCUGCUGCCAUUUGCCCCGCCCCCUUCUAUCCUACUUUUGUGCGUUUUUCUUUCCCAUAAAACCUUUAAAAAUGAACAUUUCACACAUUUCUUGUGCGGAUGGUUCAUCAGUGGGUAUGUGAGGUCAGAUUUGAGGUGAAAUUCACCUUUAAAUGUGCGCAAAAAGCGUCAUCUAUAAGCUGGUGUGUGUAUUAAGGGCUGUGAUGCUCUGAUAUGCCAAAAGGAGCAUAAAAUUGAUAAAAGUGUGUUUUUUUUCUCACCAAAGCAUAAAACACAGCUAUAGUACAUUAAAGUGGGGCUUUUACAAAGUCCUUGGGUAGUUAUUUUUAUUGAAAAAUUGAUUUGAGAGCGUUGCUUCUGAAUAUUCAAAUUGUAAGUAACGCGCAAUCAAAUCAUUGUCAAAUCAUUGAGUUCUAGGGGUUUUAAAUAGUAGGCAAGGAGGAAGAAAAUCUCAAACUAAUAUCUCCCCAGCUUUAUCACAAUAUUGUUGUAUGCUCUGAUCCCACUGGAACACAUCAGAUUUGUUGUUUUUGGAGACUUUUAUAGAAAUUUCGUUCUUGGCCAUUUUGCUGAGGCAGAAUAGAACGUUGUGGAGAUCCAAAGGUCUUCUCCAGGGAUCCUCUCCUCAUCUCAGCCAUCAUGUCUGAAAAGCAACGUGUGUAUCAGGGCGUCCGGGUGAAGACCACGGUCAAAGAGCUGCUGCAGAGGCACAGAGCAAAGGAGGCCAGCAGGAAACCCCAACCGGUUUACUUGGAGCAAAAGGAAAGUUGUCCGUCAGUGCACCAAAGUUGUCACGAGGACCCUCCUCCUGCCGCCCCUCCGGCGGACAUGAGCUCUCGGGCCCUGCAGCUGCGCGCGCCCUCCCUCCCUGUCACUAAGAGCUCGUGCAGCCUGCAAAUGCAGGCGAGCGCGUUCUGCGACCCCCAGCAGCAGCAGUUCGGGGACUUGAUGUUGCCCAGCAACGACUACGGUCUCAGUUCCAGAGGAGCCAUGGACUACAACUCCCUGCCUCCUCUGCCCACAUCCUCCCCGCUGCCCUGGAGUCACGCGAUCUCCUCAGACGUGGACUACUACGACCAAGGGAUGGCGGCCUGCUCCUUGUCAGAGUCCCUGACACUCUACACCCCCUUGGAUUCCAACAGCUACUCCCCUCAGGACUCCUUUUCCUCUUCCUCCUCAUCUUGCUAUGACUCACCAACCAGGAUGGAGUCCAGUUUCCACGGCUUCCUCUCAAAACGCUACCCCUAUCAGUACUGCAGCCCCCAUCAGGACAAUGUGGCUGGCUGCUGGCCGGCCCAGCUGGAGAGCGCCCCCCUCGAUGAGUACGCCCCCUACCACCUCCCCACAGACUAUCCCUACAUCCAGCCUGUGGAGGAGAGCUACUUCAGGAAGGAUUUCCCUCUGGGCUCUGAAAUGUGUUACAAUAUUCUAUGAUGAGGAGUUCCAGCAGUAUUACAUUGUAUUCUGUUUGUACACUGCAAAAACACAAAAUCUUAUCAAGUAUUUUUGUUCUAGUUUCUAUUGCAGAUAUCCUAGUAUACUUGCAAUAAGACAAAAGCAACUUAAAAUGAACUUUUCAGCAAAAAUAUGAUCGUUUCAAAUCAAUAAUUUCUUAAUGUUGAUAAAAAAAUACUAGUUCCAUUGGCAGAUUAUUUCACUUAUUAUUUCACAUUUCCCAUGUUAUAAGUGAAAUAAUCUACCAGUGGAACUAGUACUUUUUCAUCAAUAUUAAGAAAUAAUUUAGUUAAAGCAAUCUCCUAUUUCUUUGUGAAAAGUUACUUUUAAGUUUGUUUUGUCUUAUUGCAAGUAUACUAGGAUAUUUGCAAUAGAAACUAGAAGAAAAUUACUUGGUAAGAUUUUGUGUUUUUGCUCUUUAAAUGUGACUCCCCUCGUCUACUCAGCUGGACUGUUUGUUUUCAUGGUCUGCUUUGCAUUUCAGUUUGUUCUCUGACCGCUGGACGCUGCACUGGAGUGACUGAUUGUUUAAUACCCAUUAAACAGAUAGUUUUCUAUAA
Gambusia affinis (western mosquitofish) is the source of this 2103-nucleotide messenger RNA. RefSeq names its product lnc RNA pou2af1 (gene pou2af3). NCBI's taxonomy places the organism in Eukaryota, Metazoa, Chordata, Actinopteri, Cyprinodontiformes, Poeciliidae. The coding region runs from base 728 to 1522 and encodes 264 amino acids. The record is from RefSeq and is a predicted model, not a curated record. Gene Ontology annotation, molecular function: DNA binding; POU domain binding. The transcript is spliced from 5 exons.